AUGGAAGGGAUGGCUUCCACGUACCAUGUCAGGCAUCUUAACAGCCGUCUACUGGCUCUGGGGUUCACAGGUCCCGCACUCUCCGCUCGACAGUUUUCUGCGGGUCCAAAUUUCCCCGUCGUUGCAAACAUUCUGCAGUGGCUGGCUAUCCUUUGUGGCAGUUCUACAGAACUGGACACAUGGACGGUGGCCACUGAAGAAGGCCGGGUGGCGUUUUUGCAGCACGCCGCCGAUCACGUGGCUCGGCACGCAAAUGUCAGCUUGGAUCUCGUGGCGAUGUAUGAGGCAGACGACAGGGCGGUACCGGAACUCAUCAAUCUUUGUAAUGCACUCUUGACGGCGUUGCGAGACCGCACCAUUGGAGUGCCAGUCCAGCCGUGCGACUCAGAUCCACCGACAACGCCGCGGAAAGGCACCUCCACGUCAACUGCCCUCGCUUUGAUGCCGCAGACGACACAUGCAAGCUUCGGAGGGCCUGUAGCUCUGUGUGAUGGGGCAGGCAAGGUCGACAGGCUUGUCCUGGCCACGAAACUUCAGGAACUCAAGAGUGCGCGCGCCACCGUCUUCCAUCUCGUGGAUACUGGGGCUUCCCUUCUUCAAGCCCUCGAGCGGCACAACGGGCUCGAACGUGUCCGUCUCCGGCGCCGCGUUCGCGAGUUGCUGCAGAGGCUUGCACUGAAUCUGGACGGACAAGCUGAUCACCUGCAGGCAAAUAUUCAACGCCAGCUGGAGGAACAAGUUCGCAAAGCCAGAGAAGAUCUGAAAUGCACGCAGGACGCCUGCCUCGAUUUGGAUAACGAAUUGAAGCGGACAAAUGUCGCUCUAAGCAGGGUGACAGAGGAUAGUGAUAGAGCAGAGCAGCGCUUAAAGUCGCUGCAGCAUCUGAAGCCUGCCUUCAUGGAUGACCGCAAGAGGCUCCUGGCAGAGCUUCAAGAGACGUACGAGGUAUACAUCGCCUGUGUCCGGAACGAGAGCUUCCUUGAGAUGGAGGCGCAGAAACGGCAGGCAAAGGCGCGGGACGGGCUGGCGGCGCAGCAGAAAUUUCUGGAGAGCCUCCAACAAAAAGUGAAGGACAAGGGCGAGCCUUUUUUAGACUGCGAAUCCGACCGCGGGGCAUCGGGGGACGACAACGAAGACGCCCAGGGGCAAGCAGAGGGCGAAAGCAGCGUUAUAGGAGGUACACCGGACAGAGGGGAAUUGACCGCGAUAGGGACAAGGGGGAUAGUCACUGAGUUCGACAUGCCAGCAGACGUGCGGCGGUACCGCCGAAGUGGAAGAGACGAAACGAGGGAAAGCGCCAACGGAGGCCUCUUAGGCGGCCACGAUGCUUCCCAUGCUCUUUCGCGAAUGGAGCAAGACAAGGUAUCUCUCUGGUGUAGCAGCAGUGACCUCUCUAACGAAGAAGCCUGCGAAGAGGAGCGUGAAACGAAAAGGCCACAAGAAACGCAGGCAGGAAAUCAGCGUGCAGAGUUGCGUAGAAGAGAGACGCUGGCGGCAACACCGACAGAAGCAGGAAAGAAGGCCAGCCUGGAUGAUUUCUACGCUUUACUCAGUGGAGGGGCUGAGCCCGGUGAAGCGAGCGACGCAGCGGAAGAGGAGCUCAUGUCACCGAAGGAAAGACGGCUGGCACAGCAAAAGGCCUUCCGAGAAGAGAUUGAAGACUCCCUCUUCUGA
Molecule: messenger RNA, 1674 nt
Organism: Besnoitia besnoiti
Lineage: Eukaryota; Apicomplexa; Conoidasida; Eucoccidiorida; Sarcocystidae
Exons: 5
Coding region: 1-1674 (557 amino acids)
Biological process (GO): cilium assembly
Cellular component (GO): intraciliary transport particle B; cilium; centrosome
Source: RefSeq, a predicted model, not a curated record